This is a messenger RNA of Aedes aegypti (yellow fever mosquito), 638 nucleotides long. Its product is annotated as homeobox protein MSH-B. Gene Ontology annotation, biological process: regulation of DNA-templated transcription. Gene Ontology annotation, molecular function: DNA-binding transcription factor activity, RNA polymerase II-specific; DNA binding. The transcript has a single exon. NCBI's taxonomy places the organism in Eukaryota, Metazoa, Arthropoda, Insecta, Diptera, Culicidae. The record is from RefSeq and is a predicted model, not a curated record. Bases 88 to 510 code for a protein of 140 amino acids.
GCUACGCCAUUAAUGGACGCUGCAUAAUAAGAUUUCCUUGAGCUAAGAAAUGUUCAAACCCAAUAAAGCGCACACUUUUUUACUAAAAUGCAUAUGUUUCCUUCUCAUCCAGGUCCCCAGAAAGCCGGACCCGUCAAACGAACUCCCGGCCGUUUGCCGCGCGUCCCGUUCACCCCCGGUCAGCUGAGUGCCUUGGAAGACGCGUACAAAAUGUCCACCUACCUGAGCUCGGAAGAAGCCAACCAGCUGGCGUACAGUUUGGAUCUGACGAACACGCGGGUCAAGAUUUGGUUCCAAAACCGUCGGGCACGGGACCGGAGGGAGAAACGUGAAGCCGCCCUCGGCACGACGACGACGACAAAUGGCAGCGCCGGCGCCCUGACGUUAACCACUGCUGCGGCUGCGCUGGCGCCGGUCGGUCACUUUGCGUACUUCAGUGGGCAAUGCGAGUUUGCGCCCGGAUCGCCGCCAACCGGCUCCAGUGGAACCGAUCGGAAGAAUCCUAUGUAGGGUUUCGAAUUUGUGAUAUAUUUAAGUUGAAAUCUGUUCACUGUACAUAUUAAAAUAUAGAAUGAAGACUAAUGUAUGUGAAUGUAGAAUAGAUUAAGAUAGAAUACAGAAAUAUAUUUUUGAAUAUA